CACAAAGAAAGGAAAAUAUUCCCUUUUUUUAAGGCUGGUUUUUAUUUAAUUGGCUUAUAAAGCAUUUGUGUCAUAUACUUGUACACUCUGUGAAUGACUGCAUCUUCACAUUAAGUAUUCUAAGUAAACAAUUUAAAUGCUUGUGUAUGAAUGCCAGUGUCUCCUUGCGUAUAUUUACAGUCACUAAAGGUAGUUCUCCGAAGCACAAAGUCCAACCCAUCCUUCACUCCCAUAUUUACACCCAGUCAUGCCUACAUUGGAUAGAUCAUGAACCAUACAUUGUUGUCCAAUUUCCUCCUAGAGGUGUCUGAUUUCAAGACUGUCAGCUUGUUAGUUUGUGUGUGUGGAGUCAAGGAGACACUAAGCAAGAUGCGUCUAAGGGAGGUUUGCUCCUUUAAACUAGAGGUGCUGAAAAAUGUAUUCAUAUUCGCCUUGACUACUUUUUCCCUUUUUUUAUGGAGCAGCUCAAAGAAUAUGUGCUACAACACUGAUCACACGCCAGAGGCAGGUGCUUUACUUACCAGUGACCUGGGAGAAUUACUGACAUGUUCAGCCAUAAUCCGAGGGGAUGUGGAAGGACUCAAUGACGAGGACCUCGGCAGACUUCUGAAGAAGAGAAAACGCGCACCUUUGCCAGAGUCUUUCUAUCUCAGUUCAACAAAGGAUUGCAGUGCUUAUAUCAAAGACAGGGGAUUUCUAACCGUAGCUCUCAGUGAAGAAGAGAGGGACUUUCCUAUUGCCUAUUCCAUGGUGAUCCAUGAGAAGAUCGAGAUGUUUGAGAGGCUACUCAGAGCUGUGUACACACCACAGAAUGUGUACUGUGUGCAUGUGGACAAGAAGUCUCCAGAAAAUUUCACGAAGGCUGUGGAAGCCAUUGUUUCUUGUUUUCCAAAUGUGUUUGUGGCAAGCAAACUGGAGAGGGUUGUUUAUGCCUCUUGGUCUCGAGUCCAAGCUGACCUGAACUGCAUGAAUGAUCUGAUGGACUCGACUGUUGAGUGGAAGUACCUUAUCAAUACCUGUGGAACUGACUUCCCCAUCAAAACCAACACAGAGAUGGUUCGAACACUAAAUAUGCUAAAUGGACGGAACAGCUUAGAGUCUGAGGCAACUCCUGGGCACAAGAAAGCUCGCUGGGAGUACCACCAUAAUGUCACUGAGUCUGAUGUCAUUCGGACUGGCAUUAGGAAGAGCCCCCCUCCCAUCAGUACCCCAAUGUUCUCUGGAAAUGCUUACUUUGUGCUGUCGAGAGAGUUUGUGGAGCACUUGUUUAAAAGCCCAGAGGCUAAAGCUUUGAUGAAGUGGGAGAAGGACACAUACAGUCCAGAUGAGCACCUUUGGGCAUCUCUUCAGCGCAUGCCAGGUAUGCCAGGGUCCAGUCCUCCCAACAACAAAUACGACAUGACGGACAUGAACUCCAUAGCCCGUCUGGUGAAGUGGGUUUAUCAUGAAGGAAAUGUAAGGAGGGGGGCAUCUUAUCCCCCAUGCAAUGGAGGAUACAGAAGAGCAGUGUGUGUGUAUGGUGUCGGUGAUCUCAACUGGAUUCUCAGGCAUCAGCAUCUUUUUGCCAACAAAUUUGACCCAGAGGUCGAUGAAAUUGCACUUAAGUGCCUGGAACAUUACUUGCGCUAUAAAACUUUAACCGGUCAAUCACUUCAGUUUGCUGAAAAAUCUCACAUAAUGAAAAGGUACCUACCUUAAAGUUUUACCAGAAUUAUUUAUGUGAAUUUAUUAGGGCUGCAUGAUGUGGUGAAAAAGUGAUAUUGCGAUUAUUGUGGACAAUAUUGCGAUAUGCAAUAUAGAGUAAUAAACAAAUGGUAUUGUAACCUCAUAUUUUAUGGCUUUGGGUUAAUUAAGAUAAACAAAUUAAUGUAGAACUUAUUGUUAUUUUUAGGUGGCCAAUACCAUUAAAUUUAACUUGGCUAAUUUUAGACAUGUAAGGCCAUACUUAACUACAGAGGCAGCCAAACUUUUUAUGCAUGCCAUGAUCUUUUCUCACAUCUCGUACUGUUACACAAGCUGGUCAAAAGCAAGUACAACAACUCUGAAAUCAUCAAUAGAGACCCUCUACAAGCAGACCUUAAAAACUCUAGCCCAGAAACUAGAGAUACCAUUGCCAUGAAACAGCUAUCACCAUUGCCACAUAACAACAAAGUAUAACUUAUUCAAAUUUGACAGUUUCUUACAGUUUUCGGAUGCCUGUCUCAUUUUUUAAAUAUUACAUGGGCUGGCACCUCCACCAUUGAAUGAAUUUAUAAAGCUGAAGGAUGGCAAUGGCUGGGCAACUAGGGCAGCCACCAGGGGAGACUGUGUUAUACAGUAUAGACACAGUACGUUUGGACGGACAGUCUUCUGAGUACGCGCCUCUAAAUACUGGAAUACCCUCCCUAUUGAUGUAAGAGAGUGCGCCAGUUUUUCAGUGUUCAAAAACCAACUUUAGAAAUGGAUACAAAAUAACCAUAAUUAGGCCACUGCAUUACUCACACCGUAACUUCCUUUUAUGUCUAACACCUUGUAUGUCUGUCUGGUUUUUACAAUGUGUUAUCUUAACUGCACUGUUUUGUCAAACUGUUGUUUACCUUGUAUGUCUGUCUGGUUUUUACAAUUUGUUAUCUUAACUGCACUUUUAUGUCAAACUGUUGUUUAUCUUUUUUUUAUUAUUAUUUCUUUCUGUCUCUCCCUGUCAUGUCCUGCCACUGGACAACGGAUGAAAACUAGCUAACCUAGCUAAUUCCGGUGCAUUUACAUUUUUUUGGAAAUGUUUAUUAAUGUACACUGUCCAUUUUCAAAUAAACGCAUAAAUAAAAACAUUUUGUUUUCAUGCACCAAUACCAGUUACCUAGUCUGCUGGGUCAUGAGAUAUUGGUUUCCAGGGGGAUGUACCCAGGGGUAAGGUUUACUUUUGGGGAGAAGAGAUGUGGAUUGGAAGUGUGCUGUUUUGCUCUGCUGCGUUCGGUGAAUAAAGUAAACUCCAAACAAUACAAUUAGUGAAACAAUACGCACAAGCAUUCAGACACUGAUACAGAGGUAUGAGCUUAUAUAGGCUACACAUUUUGCGAUUUACACCUGGGAAAUUACACUAGGGCAUUUAUAAAUGCAUUCAUAAAUACAACACACAGACUCUUAUUCGCUAACU
Messenger RNA from Clupea harengus (Atlantic herring), 3133 nucleotides. RefSeq names its product beta-1,3-galactosyl-O-glycosyl-glycoprotein beta-1,6-N-acetylglucosaminyltransferase 3-like. Lineage: Eukaryota; Metazoa; Chordata; Actinopteri; Clupeiformes; Clupeidae. Gene Ontology annotation, molecular function: acetylglucosaminyltransferase activity. Gene Ontology annotation, cellular component: membrane. The record is from RefSeq and is a predicted model, not a curated record.